CUCUUCAAAUAUUUUCUCAGACCCUUUUUUUUUUUUCUACUUUUUCUGGGACCCGUAUGAUUCGAAUGUUGGUGUGUUUAAUUUUGUCCCAGAGGUCUCUGAGACUGUCCUCAAUUCUUUUCAUUUUUUUUUCUUUAUUUUGCUUCCUAGCAGUUAUUUCCACCAUUUUAUCUUCCAGCUCACUUAUCCGUUCUUCUGCCUCAGUUAUUCUGUUAUUGAGUCCUUCUAGAGUAUUUUUAAUUUCAGUAGUUGCGUUGUUCAUCACUGUUUGUUUACGCUUUCUUUCUUCUAGAUCCUUGUUAAAUGUUUUUUGUAUUUUCUCCAUUCUGUUCCCAAGAUUUUGGAUCAUCUUUACUAUCAUUACCUGAGUUCUUUUUCAGUUCUGCCAUCACAUUACCAUUUGAGAACAAUCACAAACCGUUUCUCGAGGUCCUUUCAGAAACACGUUGUUUUGUGUUUACUGUGUAUUUCCUUUGGUUGGUGCUAGUUAAUCUUCUCAACCUCCUGUUCCACGCAAACCCCAGUCGCAACUUGAGACCGUCAAGCCCACGGUCACAGGAAGGAAUGUAGUUAAUGUCCAUACUCUAUGACUCAGCGAUCAUCUCCAGAGAAGUGAAUGGAUGCUCUGUUGUGAAGUCUUUCUUAAAUGAUUCAUGAACCAGGGAAAUCUGGGCUCUACUGUCCACCAGCGGGAAGCAGGACACAGAGGGGCUGGGGGGCUCAGUGAAGGGCCGUGUGGCUGUCGGGUGGUAUAUCCACGACCUCCAGGCCCCCCACGAGGCUCUCUGGGCAGAGGACACCCGGCCAGCAGCCGUGCUCAAUUACUCAUGCAUUUGACAGUGUGUAAUCAUCUUAGCAUAAUUGAGAAAGAACCUAAAGAAAAGGGUCUUAUUGUGUCAUAUUCCUUCUGAGGAGAUCGUCAUACACGCUCAGACAUUUGUUUGGAUUCUCCAGCGGGAACGAAGGAAAUGCUCUCCGGGGUGGUGGUCGUAUCUGGGAAGGAUCCGGUCCAGCACCAGGGGGUCUCCUUGACAGUGGAAGGAACCGUGAACCUCCAACUCAGCGCCAAGAGUGUGGGUGUGUUCGAAGCAUUCUAUAAUUCUGUUAAGCCCAUCCAGAUUAUCAACAGUACCAUCGAAAUGGUGAAACCAGGAAAAUUUCCCAGUGGCAAAACAGAAAUUCCUUUUGAAUUUCCUCUGCACGUGAAGGGUAACAGAGUUCUGUAUGAGACUUACCACGGCGUGUUUGUCAACAUUCAGUAUACCCUGCGCUGUGACAUGAGGCGGUCCCUGCUGGCCAAGGACUUGACCAAGACCUGUGAAUUCAUCGUUCACUCUGCUCCUCAGAAGGGGAAACUGACUCCGAGCCCCGUGGACUUCACUGUCACACCUGAAACCUUACAGAAUGUCAAAGAGAGAGCCUUGCUCCCCAAAUUUCUCAUCAGAGGACAUCUCAACUCGACCAACUGUGUUAUCACACAGCCACUAACGGGAGAGCUGGUGGUGGAGAGCUCGGAGGCCGCCAUCAAAAGCAUCGAGCUGCAGCUGGUGCGCGUGGAGACCUGCGGCUGUGCAGAAGGGUACGCCCGCGAUGCCACAGAGAUUCAGAACAUUCAGAUCGCCGACGGGGACGUUUGUCGGGGCCUCUCUGUCCCCAUAUACAUGGUCUUCCCCCGGCUCUUCACCUGCCCGACACUGGAGACCACCAACUUCAAAGUGGGUAGUAUAUGCCCACCGUACACAAUCCAGAGGCACCAGGGCCUCGAGUGCAGAGUCAGUGCCUGCAGCCACCGGGAUCCGCCCGGCCACAGCCUCGUGCCACCCCCGCGCGUCCCACCAGGAGUGCUCCCUGGCCACGCCACACACCGCGUUCUGAAACGGGUGUUUUUUCCGGAGCAUACACUGCAGCGCGACUUGAGCCGUGGUUGGUUGAAUCUGCAGAUGCAGAACCACAGCUGUGGAGGAACUGCUGAAUAAGGGGCAGC
Messenger RNA from Physeter macrocephalus (sperm whale), 1984 nucleotides. It is a transcript of the gene VPS26C, whose product is annotated as VPS26 endosomal protein sorting factor C. The record is from RefSeq and is a predicted model, not a curated record. Gene Ontology annotation, cellular component: endosome. The transcript is spliced from 9 exons. Gene Ontology annotation, biological process: intracellular protein transport. NCBI's taxonomy places the organism in Eukaryota, Metazoa, Chordata, Mammalia, Artiodactyla, Physeteridae. Bases 969 to 1976 code for a protein of 335 amino acids.